CUUUCGCUUUGAAAGCGCAUCGUUCUCGGCGAAGCUGGCGAGCGGCGCUCUAGGUAGACGCGUCGACUGUCUGGCUACAGCAUCGUCGAUCUCGCGAGGCCGAUUGCACAGGUUUGCGGCGCGUUCACGAUGAGCUCGCGGGGCUCAUCGAAGACGUCCUGUAACGAGUCGCGUUCAGCUUAUCGGCACGUCUAUUUCCAGAGGCAACCGUUCUACGAUGUCCUGGCUACACUGCUCCCGGCGACACCCCUCAAGAGCUACGAACACUCGCGGUGCCACAAGAGUCUUCAGUUCGAGUUCUUGCCGCGUCACGUGGACGACAUCUCGACGUCGUCGCGUAACGCAGUAACCGGUUCGGAGUUCGGGGUGCAAGUGCAUCUCCGUUUAUGCUUAGAAGACCGGCGCGGCGCACAGGAGGAUAGCUACCCGGCCGAUUUGAAAGUGGAAGUGAACGAUGCGGCCUGCGCACUGCCGGCGUCGAUUUCUGUACAGGCGCCCGGCGGUGCGACCGUACGCGUAUGCCUGCCCGUCAACAUAGUCUCCUCCUGCCUUCUAUAUCCUCAUGUGGUAAACAAGGUUUCGCUGAGCUGGCAGCGCGAACGGGACCGCGAGUACGUCGUCGGCGUGUUCCUGGUUCGGAAGCAAUCGGCGGCCACGAUUCUUCGCGAACUGCAAGUGAGAAAGGCGCCGAGCAUGGACCUGACCAGAGAGCUGAUCAAGAAGAAAGUGCAGGAGCGAGCACGUGGUGGCGGCGAAGUCACGGUGACGGGUUUUCACGUUUCUCUCAUGUGCCCGCUGAGCAAGAAGCGAAUGAGCCUCCCGUGCCGCCCUCUCGGAUGCAAGCACAUUCAGUGCUUCGACGCGCUAACCUACUUGCAGGUCAACGAGACGCGGCCCACGUGGACGUGUCCCGUGUGUGGUCGGCGGCCCUCGUUCUCGUCGCUUUUCAUAGACCAAUUUUUUAUGCAUAUUCUCGAGAGAGUGCACGCUGACUGCGACAACGUCGUUUUCCACAAGGACGCCUCCUGGACCCCGUCGGCGCCGCCGAAGGAUGUCGUCCUAGCUGGCCAAGCCUCUUCGUCAUAUGCUAGCAGCUCCAAGGUGUCUUCGUCGUCCUCGUCUAACGAGCAGGAUGGGCGGCCUAACAAGCGGCGUAAGACAAAAUUUGUUGACCUCACCGUGGAUGUCAUUGACUUUACCGAAGACAGCGGGGACGAGGCGAAGGACCAUGAAGCUGGCGCUUGUCUUCAACAGGAGCCAGCAAGUACAGACGGAAUCACACUUGUCUAG
Rhipicephalus sanguineus (brown dog tick) is the source of this 1290-nucleotide messenger RNA. Its product is annotated as E3 SUMO-protein ligase PIAS1. Gene Ontology annotation, biological process: protein sumoylation; regulation of transcription by RNA polymerase II. The coding region runs from base 130 to 1290 and encodes 386 amino acids. The record is from RefSeq and is a predicted model, not a curated record. The transcript has a single exon. Gene Ontology annotation, molecular function: zinc ion binding; SUMO ligase activity; transcription coregulator activity. NCBI's taxonomy places the organism in Eukaryota, Metazoa, Arthropoda, Arachnida, Ixodida, Ixodidae.